GAUGCUUCUUUGCAAACCCUAGGCCGCGCGUGGAGCGAGGAGGACGCCGAUCUGGGGGCGCCAUCGCGGCAUCGCGCUGGGCAGCGCAUUUUUCUUCCAGGUAUGUCGCGGCGGAUUUCCGGCGGGGGGAUCUGUAGCGCUAGAGAUCUCUCCCCGGAGCUACAUUGGUGUGGAAAUCAAGCAGGAGGGAUUUCGUAGCUAGGAGCUGAGACGAUCCUUCCUCUGGGAGAGAGCUGGGGGUUUUGGGGGAUUUGAUGGUCGCUGUAGGUGGAGAUGAGUUGAGGAGGAUGGCACAGAAGAGGUUGCGAGCUUGGUGCCACAGCUCCGUGUUUAUAAUUUUUUGGCCGCGAGGGAGACCGCAAAAGGGCUUCCAGGAAAGAUGUUUUUUGGGAGGAACAGUUUCUUAUCGUCCCAGGAGGAACAGCCACGAACAGAGAAUGGAGAGCGAAUUGGUCACGGGCCCUCUCGAUCAAGCACAGGGAGCCGGUCGGAUGGAUCGGCACAUCUAGACGUGUCCGACCCUUCGUUCGAAUCUUUCAGGGAGUUAGUUUCUGGAAGCGCUCUCCAGAGCGAAGUUUUCGGAGCUCCAGGAUCCAUGCAGAGUGAGAAUGCUCCGGCCACAGCUCGCUCUCGGCUUUUCUCGGUGAUUUCUUCCAAAGGACUACAAGCUCACGAUCGCCAUCCUUCUUCUUCCUCGGGUGCUGGUGGUCCUCCUCCAGCAGCUCGCACUGAUGCAAGGAAGGAAAGAGUAGUAUACGUCGACAAUCCUGGCAGGACUAAUGAAAACUUCGAGUUCUCCGGGAACAAGGUCCGCACCAGCAAAUAUACGCUUAUCUCGUUCCUUCCCAGGAAUCUGUUUGAGCAGUUUCAUCGGGUUGCCUACAUCUACUUUCUCCUGAUAGUGAUACUCAACCAGAUUCCUCAGCUCGCGGUUUUUGGGAGGUUGGCUUCGCUGUUUCCUCUCCUCUUCGUGCUGGUUGUGACGGCUAUCAAGGACGGUUACGAGGACUGGGGUCGUCACAGGUCGGACAGGGAAGAAAACAACAGGCUGUCUUGGGUGUUCCAGAAUGGCCGGUUUGAGCCAAAGAGGUGGAAGAAAAUUGAAGCCGGGGAAGUAGUGAAGAUUUUCCAGGACGAGUCCAUUCCGUGUGAUAUAGUUUUACUGGGAACGAGCGAUGCAAACGGAGUAGCUUACGUCCAGACCAUCAAUUUAGACGGAGAGACGAACUUAAAGACGAGAUAUGCGCGGCAGGAGAGUGCAAGCAAGCAUCCGGGCCUGGCUCCCAUCACCGGCAAAGUCGUCUGCGAGCCUCCAAACAGGAAUAUCUACGACUUUGUGGCGUACUUGGAGAUCGAUGACACUCAAGCUCCGCUCGGGCCAAACAACAUCAUACUCCGCGGGUGUGUGCUCAAAAACACCGCAUGGAUCGUGGGAGUUGUGGUUUAUGCGGGAAAGGAGACGAAGGCAAUGCUCAACAGCUCUGGUGCGCAGUCCAAACGAAGCAGGCUGGAGCAGCAUAUGAACAAGGAAACACUGUGGCUCUCGUUUUUCUUGCUGAUCAUCUGUAUUGCCGGCGGUGUUGGGAUGGGAAAAUGGGUUCACGAUCACGACAGCGAUCUAAACAACUUUCCUUACUACAAGAAGCGUGACACAGCGGACAAGAAGUUCAUGUAUUAUGGACCUUUAGGAGAGGGGGUGUUUGCUUUUCUCAGCUUCAUCAUCAUGUUCCAGAUCAUGAUCCCGAUUUCCUUGUACAUCUCCAUGGAGCUUGUUCGUCUCGGCCAGAGUUACUUCAUGGUGAGAGACGUUGAGAUGUUUCACGCGCCGUCAAACUCGAGACUCCAGUGCCGAGCUCUAAACAUCAACGAAGACUUGGGACAGGUGAAAUACAUAUUCUCAGAUAAAACUGGCACACUAACCGAGAAUAAGAUGGAAUUCCACUCAGCCAGCAUUGGAGGGGUUGAUUAUAGCAACGUUCUUGCAGCUAAAAUUUCUGGUACUUCUGAUUCCUCGGAUGGCAUGCAAGUCGAAGGUAGCCAUCUCAAGCCUGGCGUUCGUCUUGACCCCAACUUAUUAGAACUUCUUCAAACGGAGGUCACGUCCUCGGAAGCAACUUUUGUUCACCGUUACAUGCUGGUGCUUGCGGCCUGCAAUACAGUGGUUCCGACUCGCCACAGUGGACCGCUGCAAUAUCAGGCUGAAUCUCCAGACGAGCAGGCUUUAGUUUUUGCGGCGUCUGCUUACGGCUAUACACUUUUAGACCGAACUACUUCAACGAUAGUACUGGAUGUUCUUGGAGAGCAGAAAAGCUACAAAAUUGUAGGAAUUCACGAGUUCGACAGUGUACGCAAGCGCAUGUCGAUCGUUGUGGAGUGCCCCGAUAACACGUACAAGCUGCUAGUGAAAGGAGCGGACACAGCAGUGAUGGAUAUCAUUGCCAGGCCAUCCGAGCAAGUAGAGUCAGGCUCAGGUUCCCUUGCAGACGGUCAUUUGCAAGCAGGGGUGCUGUUUGCAACACAGAGGCACUUGGACUUCUAUUCUACGCAAGGAUUGCGCACUUUGGUCGUUGCUUUCAAGGAUUUGGAGCAGCCCGAGUUUGAAGAGUGGCACGAAAAGUACAAGAUAGCUAGCACGGCACUGGUGGACAGGGUGAAGUUGCUCCGAGAGGCGGCUAGUUUAAUAGAAAGAAAUCUGGCCUUGCUGGGAGCUACUGCAAUUGAGGACAGGUUGCAAGAUGGAGUACCCGAAACAAUCUCGUCCCUGCGAAAUUCGGGCAUCAAAGUUUGGGUCUUGACAGGAGACAAGCAGGAGACUGCGAUUUCUAUUGGCUUUUCUUGCGCUCUUCUCACUCCGGACAUGGAAAAAGUAAUUGUCAACGCUAACACGAAAGAGCUCUGCGUCGAGAAACUCAAAGCCGCUAUCAGAGAGCAUGGGAUUGCUGAGACCAAGGACGUGCACAUUGGAGAGAAGAACUUGAAGGCUGUUAAAGGUGAUUCUACCCGCAAGAAACAACUGGCUCUUAUUAUCGAUGGGAACAGUCUCGUGCACGCUCUUUCGCCGGACGUAGAAGAACUCCUCUUUGACUUAGCCGUAGCAUGCAGAAUCGUUAUUUGCUGUCGCGUCGCGCCGCUGCAAAAAGCCGGGAUUGUCUCGUUGAUGAAACGAAGAACAAAGGACAUGACUCUCGCUAUUGGAGAUGGAGCCAAUGAUGUCUCCAUGAUACAGACAGCAGAUGUUGGAAUUGGAUUGAGUGGCCAGGAAGGUCGGCAAGCAGUCAUGGCAUCUGACUUUGCAUUGGGCCAGUUUCGAUUCUUGAAACGGCUUCUCCUCGUCCACGGUCACUGGAACUACCAGCGUCUCGCGUAUAUGGUGCUCUACAACUUUUACAGGAAUGCCGUGUUCGUGAUGAUGCUCUUCUGGUACAUUUUGCACACAGCCUUCUCCGCACAGACAGCGCUUUUCGACUGGAACUUGAUGUUCUACUCGCUGAUAUACACCUCCGUGCCAACGAUCGUCGUCGGGAUUCUAGACAAGGACUUGAGUCACAAAACUCUACUCGGACUUCCUCCACUCUACGGUGUCGGACAGAGAAACGAGAGCUACAACUCGGUGCUCUUCUGGGCGACGAUGCUGGACACGCUGUGGCAGAGCUUGGUUCUCUUCUACGUACCGUUUUUUACGUUCCAGGGAACGACCAUCGAUAUCUGGGGGAUGGGCUGCUUAUGGGCCGCAGCAGUGGUGGUGUUGGUCAACUUACACCUCGCUAUGGACGUCCUACACUGGACUUGGAUCACUCACGCGGCGAUCUGGGGAUCCAUCGUCGUCUCCUUUGCGUGUUUCUUCGUGCUGGACGCCUUGACAGACAAAGGAUUCAUCGCACACUACAGAGUUAUGUUUCAUAUGGCAUCGACUGCGGUGUUUUGGCUAAACAUCUUACUCGUAAUCGUCGUCGCGUUGCUUCCCCGAUUCUGUGCAAAGGUACUGAUGCAAAAGUUUUGGCCGUCUGACCUUCACAUUGCUAGGGAGCUCGAGCUAAAAAAUCGAGCCGCCAUUUCGGAGUUUGUGAAAUCGUCCGCCCCUUCUCCCAGAAUGGUGGAGCUCGACGAUGUUCCUUACUCUGACAAAGAGAGUAAAGAAGACGAAUAGAAAGGCAACUUUGCAUAAAAAUUCUUA
Selaginella moellendorffii is the source of this 4174-nucleotide messenger RNA. Its product is annotated as phospholipid-transporting ATPase 1. Gene Ontology annotation, molecular function: ATPase-coupled intramembrane lipid carrier activity; magnesium ion binding; ATP hydrolysis activity. The transcript has 7 exons. Bases 380 to 4147 code for a protein of 1255 amino acids. Gene Ontology annotation, cellular component: plasma membrane. The record is from RefSeq and is a predicted model, not a curated record. Gene Ontology annotation, biological process: phospholipid translocation. Lineage: Eukaryota; Viridiplantae; Streptophyta; Lycopodiopsida; Selaginellales; Selaginellaceae.